AUGGCUUGGUCGGUCGGUCGGGGUCGAUUAAGCGUGCUGCGUGCGAUGUUGCAGGGCAGCAGUGUGGCUCAACAUUUGAGGCAGAAGAUGAGGCCCACAGCAAAGGUGGGGUGGUCGCGUGCGGGCAGCACGGCGGUAGUGGAGGAAAUCUCCUCGGAGGAGGUUCGCCACGGGGUGCAGCGAGCAGCUUGCAGCUUGGCAGCGCCAGUAGCGGCGCCGGAGGGUCUAGUGGACAAGGUUGCCGCAGUGCUGAGCGAGAACUACUUUGGGAAGUUCAUCGGGGCGGCCCUGAUGUUGCGAAAUCGCUUGAGGAGGCUUUCGCAAAAGAAGAGGCAGAAGGCCAAAUGUCCCCGCUCUCCCUUGCAGAGGCCCGGAGCCGCUAUCCAGGCAGUAAUAUUUAUGCUCAUUUACGCCGAUGACGAAAAUGUGCUCAGUGGGGGCGCCGAUCGCUGGCUCAAUCUCUGGAUGUCUCUUGCGCUUCUCUGCCUUCAGGGGACCCCCUUUUCAGAACGCAAAUGGCGCGGGGGCCUGCAGCUUGAUUGGGUCGGGUACGGGCGCGUCAAGCUUGGGAUUUCUGAAAAGAGGUGCCGAUGGAUCAUCAGUGGCAUCGAAUCCAUGGAGGAGAAUGGAUGGCUUGUGGAUGUCAGGCGCUUUCACGAGUUUCACGGGAGACUCGGUUUCAUGUCUCAGGUCUUAGUUUGGAUUAGGCCCUUCUUGACUUCUUGGCUCCUGGUUACGCUUGGCUGGCUGCUGUGUGGAAGGGAUCGGUCCUCGUAUCUCAUACGAUGUGUCUUGAGGUUUAUCGCUGACCGCUUGAGGCACGGGGCUCGUACUUACGAAUCCGCUGAGGUUCUCGCUUUGCUUGCGGCGCUACACUUGUUGAGACGUGACUUCAAGGAGCUUUGGUCUGUCCCAGGGCACUUCCGUGCUAGUUUCUGUGGCGGGACAGAUAAUAAGUCUGCCGAGGCACUGUCCUGCAAACUGCUUACGACGCGAGUGCCACUCAUGUUCGUUGUGAUGGAGUUUGUCACCUUUUGUGACGCUCUGGGUUUCAGGUGCAACCUCAGUUGGAGACCCAGGGACUCCAAUCAGGAAGCAGAUCGCAUCACCAAGCAUGUUUUCGAGGGCUUCGAUGAAAACUUGAGAUUACCUUUCAGCUGGUCAGAAAUGACCUUGUCAGUUCUGCCGUCUCUCUUGAGAUUCGCAAGCUUUCAGUCUGAACUUGACACCAUCAAGGCUUCGAUUGCAGAUGAUGACAAGCUCAGCUCCUCGAAUAAGGGUAUGGCGCAGGAGGGUGUGCGUCGACUCCAUGAUUGGCUUCGCCAUCAAAGUCGCCAUGAAGGAGACGAUGAGUUGGAGCGAUGGGUGCCUGCCUCGGCCCCUCCAGCCAAGUCGCGGAGUUGGGCUCCGGUCUAUUCGCACGGUGUCAUUCUUCGUUGGGAAAAGGCUAUGGCACCUGAGGCGGCGGCUGAGACGUCCGCAAACUGGUCCAAGCAUCUGGAGACUACGACUGACCGGUGGCAGCGUUCCAUAGAGUUCACCUGCCCGGCCAGCGAGUCGACGUCUGGGUCUGCGGGAUCAGGAGGCGUCGACCCCGAUCGCCGCGAGGCUGUGUCUGCGGCAUCAGGAGGCGUCGACCCCGAUGUCCGCAUGACGCCGGUUGGGAAGACUGAAAGCGCAUCGAUGGAUGCUCCCAGGGCCGCUCCUGCGAAGCGUCAGAUUACGUUGCAGCAAGCCGAGAUGGCUCGUGGGGAUCUGGUUGGUCGAUGGCGUAUAGUUGGCGCCGUGAGAAAGAAGGGCAGCAGCUACAGGGAUGUGGUCUCCAGCGAUUUCCAUCGUCAGUUUCCCGACUUGUUCCAGGCCAGCUGCGUGGAUUUGAAGUCAAAGCUUAACUCCGUUUACUGGUUCUUACACGUCAGUGCCCAGUCAGAGGAGCCUCCCUGCCAGGAAUGGUUACGACGUCGCGAGCUUGAUCAUGUCGUGGAAGAGUUUGCUCGUGAGACCAAUUUUCCACGAGAGCGAUUUCGCUUUUAUCGCUUGGCAGACUCGAUGCUCAAGGUGACACCCGGGCCGACAUGGAAGCAGGCCUUCCACGGCACUUGGAUGUACGGAGUUUGGUCAACGCUGGCGGCUGGGCAGGGCAGCUACUGGCGUCCGAGGACGAAGACAAGGGCCAUGUUUGCAGAUGGGUCGUACUGUCGAGCUAUCUUCGAGCUCAUGGUAGAUUUCGACCAGCUGACCGCAAAGCGAAACAAGGGAGGAGUUCAGUGGGUGAGCAAGCCUGAAGGCGUGGCUGUCCUUGGUGUCUGGCUUCUGGUAAACGCACCGCCAAGCAAAGGAGAUGAGUUCAUGGAGGCUUGGGACCCGGUUCUUGAAGUUCGUCCUGAAAACAAGCCUGCAGUUGCUGCCGUGGUAAACGAACGUCAAAUGGUUGGGGACGAGACGCUGAAAGGGUGCCGCGCGUGGGAGACAUGUGCAAAACCGCCGAAAGCUCUGUUGGACGGCGUCUCCGGAGUCGCUGGAGGCAUCGACCCCGCGACGUCCGGAGUCGCUGAAGGCAUCGACCCUGCGACGUCGGCAAUCGCUGGAGGCAUCGACCCCGUGACGUCUGGAUUCGCCGGAGGCAUUGAACCUGCGACUUACGCUGGGGUACCUCCUCCGUGGCUAGACAUCGAGCCCGCAGCGGACGAUGACGUACCAGAGGUACCGACAAAAAUAGUGGAGAUUGUGUCGUAUGGAAUGAACUACCAACGGGUCGACGGCGCGGACAUCUAUGUAGAUCUGCGAGAUUUACGAACGCCCGACUAUGACCAUCGAGCAUCCCAGCACCUCGGCAACCGGCCGCCGAAGAGACCUUCGGGUCUGGAUACAGAAACCCGGAUGGCCGUCGCAAGCAGCCUGGAAGCUCAGCGCAUCUUCUCUGCUGUCUUGGAUCAUAUUGACAGUAUCAGGGCAGAGCGAACCGACGAAGCGGCUACGGCUUUGUGCAGCUCGCAUGCUUUGCCGCUGUGGAGUCGCAAAGAAUGGGCUCUGGCAUCCUUUUUCCGGGAAUGCAACCGUCGCGGGCAGUCCGUGUUGGACCCUGCUGCCUCCGACACAGGAGGCUUCGACCCCGUGUCACGGAGGCCGAUUGAAGGGCGCACGUACCGCUUGGUUGACAAUGUUCAGCAGGCGGUAGCUGGGGAGUUCAUUGCGCACCUGCUCGAGGUGAAGAUGCUCGCGGACCAGGUGAAGACGCUGCAGGAGCUGAAGUUGCUGUACUUGGACAGAAGGCAGGAGCGGAUGGAGCUGCGUGGCAUUUUGCCGUUGCAGCCUGGCAGCUUUCAAACGGAGUACAUUCUUUAUGAGAGCAUCGACUGUCUGCAUUGGGUGGAUCAUUAUGUCGCAACUGAAUAUUACUUUCGGUGCACGGGUCGCUGCUCCCGGCGGCCGUGCGCCGCUGGUGGUGCCUGUGUGACUUGGCUGUUUAUCAUAAUCACGUUUUUGCGUCUGUGCUUCUUUACGUUGGCUGCAGUCUGA
This is a messenger RNA of Symbiodinium sp. CCMP2592, 3519 nucleotides long. NCBI's taxonomy places the organism in Eukaryota, Dinophyceae, Suessiales, Symbiodiniaceae. The record is from the annotation of a GenBank genome assembly.